Messenger RNA from Amphibalanus amphitrite, 1362 nucleotides. Its product is annotated as cilia- and flagella-associated protein 157-like. Gene Ontology annotation, molecular function: microtubule binding. Bases 1 to 1362 code for a protein of 453 amino acids. Lineage: Eukaryota; Metazoa; Arthropoda; Thecostraca; Balanomorpha; Balanidae. The transcript has a single exon. The record is from RefSeq and is a predicted model, not a curated record. Gene Ontology annotation, cellular component: cilium; ciliary basal body.
AUGGGGAAGAAAGGUAAGAAGGGAAAGAAGGGUAAGAAGAAGGAAAAGAAAGAGAAGGACAUGACUGAGGUCACAAAAGAGAUGUUCGAAAUCACUGUGAAGGACCUCACAGAAAAGCUGGAGCGCUGCCGCUCAAAAUGUGCAACCCUGGAGGAAUCCAACACAGACCUCUCGAACCGCUACAAUCAGCUGUCGACGGACCUAGCUGACGUCAUCAGCUUCCUGAAACUGCGCCUGGAACAGAAGCGUGACGAGCUGGUCGAGCUGACGGAGCGGCUGGAGGGUCUGGACGCCAUCCGCAACCAGGAGCAGCAGGAGUGUCGAGAGAUGAAGGACAAACUGGAGGGCGACAUGAAGCGCAUGCAGUCGGAGCUGACCGCCGAGGUGCAGAUGCUGACCACCAAGCUGACCUCCCUAGAAGAGUUCCGCCGGAUGCGGGAGAAGCUGUUCGCCGAGAAGAGCGAGCUGGAGCAGCAGUUGGAGCAGCAGCGACAGGACGCCGAGGAGCGUGUCUACCAGGCCAACCGGCAGCGCGUCAUCGACAGCGACCAGCUGCAGAAGGACUGCGUCAAAAACAUCGCCACCGUGGCGCAGGCGUUCCAGGAGGCCACCCGGCAGCGGGUCAACCAGACCACCCACCGCACACUGCGCGAGAACAUCUGUCUGACCGCGCAGAUGGCCCUGAUCGCCGAUAAAGCGCGCCACCUCGACUCGGACAACGCGUCACUGCGCGCCAGGGCGGUGGAGAACGGCCGCGUGCUGAGCUCGCUGGAAUGGAGCGAACAGUCGCUGGUGAGCGCCACGCGCCGGCACGAGCAGGAGCUGGCGCGGCUGCAGGACCGGAACCGGGCGCUGACGGAGGAGGUGCAGCAGCACAGCCAGGUGGCCGGCCAGCUGGAGCAGCAGCAGUGCCGCGUCAGGAAGCUGGAGGCGCGCCUGUCGCAGCAGCAGGGCCUGCUGGAGGAGGCGGCCGUGGUGCGCACCGAGCAGGCGCUGCUGGUCGAACGGCUCUCUGAGGAGCUCCAGCAGGAGACCGAGCUGCGCGCGCGCCUCCAGACGGUGGUCACACACGCCGGCAGCGUGGUGCGCCGCGCGCUGGCCGUGACGCCGGCCGGCACCGGCGGCGAGCCGCGGCGUGGCCUGCUCGAACAGCUGCUGACCGUGCUGACUACAGCAGCUCUGCGCGACCAGCAGCACCGGCUGCGGCCGCUGCCGCCACCGCCCGUCAACCAGCUGCCGCGCAGCCUGCGCACCGGCGCGCUAGGCAUCACCCCCGGCGGUGACGGUGCCCUCCGACUGAAGAGGACGGACAGCCUCAUCCGGGAGCUGGAGGAGGUGGCGGCCGAGUUCCGCGACCAGUGA